Symsagittifera roscoffensis is the source of this 2355-nucleotide messenger RNA. RefSeq names its product mitochondrial potassium channel ATP-binding subunit-like. Gene Ontology annotation, molecular function: ATP binding; ABC-type transporter activity; ATP hydrolysis activity. Gene Ontology annotation, biological process: transmembrane transport. Bases 73 to 2154 code for a protein of 693 amino acids. The transcript has 7 exons. NCBI's taxonomy places the organism in Eukaryota, Metazoa, Xenacoelomorpha, Acoela, Convolutidae. The record is from RefSeq and is a predicted model, not a curated record. Gene Ontology annotation, cellular component: membrane.
UGAAGAGUUGACCGCGAAUAUGACAAAAUUUUCUGCUAUUCCUGUAAUAGCUGUUUUUGAUUUCAGAAAGCUAUGAUUUGCAGAUUCCCAAAUGUUGUCAGACCCAUCUGGAAAUCGAAAUUGUUUCGUGGACACAUUACAACUCCAGAAAUUGGCAAAUUGUAUUUACCAAAGUGUUUUAACUGUUUCACUCAAAUGAAGCCGACUAUCAGAACCAUGCGAAAGGUUUGUAAUGACAUUGGGAGCGCUCUUCUAAUUGUAUCGGCAGGCGCAUCUGGGUAUCUUCUCUUGACGAAAUCAGCUGUGUGUCUUCGCUCGAGGGUCGAGACGGUUUCUUCUCCAUCUUGUGACAACGCUAAGCUAGUCGAAUAUGGAAAACCCGAGUUUGAUUGGAAAUUGCUCCUCAGCCUCCUGAAAGGGGAGGCCCUACGAUUAAUAUUGGCAAUUGUUGCUGCAGUUUGUGCCGCGACUCUCAACAUACUUAUCCCAAUCCAGCUAGGUCAGCUGAGUAAUCAACUGGUAUCGCUGAGUUCCUCCUCUGGACAGACAGUUGAGAGUCUCCUUGCUCCGUCUGCGCGACUACUAGGCAUCUACGCUGCCCAAGCUCUCUGUACUUGUCUGUAUAUCAACUGGCUAUCAGUUGCGGGCGAGAGAAUUGCGGCAAAGUUGCGAGUCAUGAUGUUUCGCUCAUUAGUAAACCAAGAUAUCGAAUUCUUCGACAGGCACAAAACGGGAGAGCUUAUCAGCAGGCUUUCAAAUGACGUGCAGUCGUUCAAAAGUAGCUUCAAGCAGUGCAUAUCGCAUGGUCUCAGAGGAGUUACACAAAUAGGAGGCUGUGUGAUCUCAAUGUUUAAAAUUUCACCAUAUCUGACGGCGCUGAUGACGGUUGUGCUGCCAGUUUUGGUCAUCAGUGGCACAAUUUUUGGACACUUACUCCGGAUUCUGUCCAGACAGGCCGAAUAUCAACUAGAGAAGGCAGUUUCCAUGGCAGACGAGUCACUUGGUAACGUCCGAACAGUCCGUGCAUUUGCCAUGGAGGAUCAACAAACUGCUCUUUUUGAAGCAGAAGCUAACAAGUCGGAGUAUGCUUUAUGGAAAUUGGGCGCAGGUAUCUCCCUCUUCCAAGGAGCUUCAAACUUCGUUCUCAACUCACUGGUGCUAACUGUGAUGUACGGUGGAGGAAAACUUCUGAUGAGUGAUAGUGUAACUCACGGAGACCUCAUAGCUUUCCUAACUUCGACUCAGAUGAUUCAGAGAUCAAUGGCUCAGAUCUCUCUUCUCUUUGGUCAAGUAGUCCGAGGACUCACGUCAGGCAGUCGUGUAUUUGAAUUUAUAAACGAGCAGCCGAAUUUGAUUUACAAAGAAGAUCCGAAUUUUAUCAUGGACGUCGAAGCCCCUCCGUCGCUCCAGUUUGAACGAGUGACUUUCGAGUACCCGACGAGAAAGAACCAGACCGUGAUAUCGGAUCUAUCUUUCCGAGUCAAUCCAGGUACCACAGUAGCGCUGGUUGGAUCCUCGGGACAUGGAAAAUCUACAAUUGCAGCUCUGGCUGAAAGAUUUUACGACCCAGUAGAAGGAGAGGUAGCUAUCAACGACAUCAAUAUCAGGGAAAUCCCUGCCAAGUGGCUGCGUGGACGUCUGAUUGGCUACAUAAGUCAGGAGCCAGUGUUGUUUGCGGCUUCCAUAGCAGACAACAUCCGCUUUGGGAAACCAGACGCCUCGUACGAGGAAGUGAUUGCUGCUGCGAAGAAGGCCAAUGCAUACGAUUUCGUGCAGAAUUUCCCCCAGGGAUUCGACACUGUUCUAGGAGAACGUGGAGUGACAGUUAGCGGAGGUCAGAAGCAGAGGAUAGCCAUAGCCAGGGCACUCAUCAAGAACCCAAAGAUACUCAUUCUAGACGAGGCCACAUCCGCUUUGGACUCCGCCUCAGAAGCCACGGUGCAGAAAACCCUGGACAGCGUAUCAAAUGGUCUCACAGUUUUGGUCAUCGCACACAGAUUGAGCACAAUAAAAAAUGCAGACAAGAUUAUCGUACUGGGUCCGGGUGGUAAAAUCCAAGAGGCAGGAUCUCACUCCCAGUUGAUGGAUGAGAAAACAAAUCCUAAAGGGAUCUACAGACAGAUGUUGAAGCUACAGUCCAAUAACCAAGAUUGAACUUGAGAUAGUGUACUGAAUGUCAAUUCAACUUCAUCUUAUAUUUAGAUCUGUUAGAUGUAUCUAACCAUAAAUUAUUCGAAACUUCAGUUUCCUAAAGUAAGUUUUGAACGGCUGGUUGUUGGUUCCUAAGCUAAAGCAAGGAUAGGUGGUUGCUGUGCAACUAGCGCAGAAUGUUCCGACCGCAAUGAUUUGAAUAAA